UUUCCUUGCUCAUCGCUACUUCGAGUUUUGUACUGUGUGAGCUUGGAGGUUAAGCAGUGACGAAAAUGGCUAGUGGUGAAGAUGUUGUUGUUGCUCAUGAUAUUCAGUCUGUUCUCUCUUCUUCGGAGAGGGACUAUCUUGUUCGGAACAACGGCGAUCAGGUUAAAAUCGAGAGCUUAAAGGGGAAGAGAGUUGGUUUAUAUUUUUCAGCAUCUUGGUGCCCUCCCUGCAGACGAUUCACCCCUACUUUGGUGGAGCUGUACAACGAAAUCUCUGCUAAAGGUGAUUUUGAGAUAAUCUUUGUGUCAGCUGAUAAAGAUGAAGAUGCCUUCAAAGGUUACUUUUCCAAGAUGCCAUGGCUUGCCAUCCCAUUCUCCGAUUCUGACGCAAGGAGUCACCUUAAUGAAUUGUUCGAGGUGCAGGGGAUUCCUUAUCUUGUAAUCCUUGAUGAGAAUGGGAAAGUCGCCACUGAAGAUGGAACAGAGGUUGUACGUGAGUAUGGAGCUGAAGGAUACCCUUUCACACCAGAGAGGAUCAAAGAGUUGAAAGACCAAGAAGAGGAAGCCAAGAGGAACCAGUCUUUGAGAUCUCUCUUGGUCUCCAAGUCACGUGACUUCGUUAUUUCUUCUGAUGAAAAGCAAGUACCUGUGUCUCAACUUGAGGGGAAGACCGUAGGCCUGUAUUUCUCGUCUUUUUCAUUUGUACCAUCCGCUGAAUUUACUCAACAGCUUGUGGAGGUUUAUGAGAAGCUGAAAGCAAAAGGUGAGGGCUUUGAGAUUGUGUUGAUAUCCGUUGGGGAUGAUGAAGAGUCUUUCAAGGAGGGACUGAAAAAUCUGCCCUUCUUGUCAUUGCCCCUCAAUGACAAGAGCUGCAAGAAGCUUGCUCGCUACUUUGAGCUAUCCACCUUGCCCACUUUGGUUAUUAUUGGGCCAGAUGGAAAAACCCUUCAUUCCAAUGUGGCUGAGGCCAUUGAAGAGCACGGCGUUGCUGCAUACCCUUUUACUCCCGAAAAGUUUGCAGAGCUCUCUGAGAUAGAGAAGGCCAAAGAGGCAGCUCAAACACUCGAGUCUAUUCUUGUUUCUGGGGAUCUAGAUUUUCUCAUAGGGAAAGAUGGAAUCAAGAUUCAAGUGUCAGAUUUAGUGGGAAAGACCAUACUGCUGUACUUCUCAGCUCACUGGUGCCCACCAUGCCGUGCAUUUCUACCAAAGCUUAUUGAAGCAUAUCACCAGCUCAAGGCUAAAGACAAUGCACUCGAAGUGGUGUUCAUAUCCAGUGAUAGGGACCAAGCAUCGUUUGAUGACUUCUUUGCUGGAAUGCCAUGGCUGGCUCUUCCCUUUGGUGACUCCAGGAAGUCAUUUCUGAGCCGCAAAUUCAAGGUGCAAGGCAUCCCAAUGUUGGUGGCAAUCGGACCCGGCGGCCAGACCCUGACGAAAGAUGCAAGAAAUCUUGUUGCGCUUUAUGGUGCUGAAGCUUAUCCUUUCACUGAGGAAAGGGUGAAAGAACUUGAGGCUACAUCUGAGGAGAUGUCAAAGGGGUGGCCUGAGAAGGUGGCACACAAGUCUCAUGAGCAUGAACUUGUGUUGACUCGCCGGGGGAUUUAUAUUUGUGAUGGUUGCGACGAGGAGGGUCACGCAUGGUCAUACUAUUGUAGCGAUUGUGACUUUGAUCUGCAUCCAAAAUGUGCUUUGGAAGAAGAGAAACCUAAAGAAAGUACCAAUCAAGAAGAAGAGAAUAAACAAGAUGGGCGGGUUUGUGAUGGGGAAGUCUGCUCAAGAGCUUGAAGAGUUAAGAUUCUUGUUUGUUGCAUUGAAGUUGUCUGAUGGCUUCUUAUUAUGUGUAUUUCAAAAUAUGUCUGAUAGUGUGCUUGCUGUCUAAACAAAAUAAACAUGUAAAAUACAGUAUGUUGGAUUUUAAUAUUAUAAUCCCUUUUAUA
Neltuma alba is the source of this 1933-nucleotide messenger RNA. Its product is annotated as probable nucleoredoxin 1. NCBI's taxonomy places the organism in Eukaryota, Viridiplantae, Streptophyta, Magnoliopsida, Fabales, Fabaceae. Gene Ontology annotation, molecular function: thioredoxin-disulfide reductase (NADPH) activity. The transcript has 4 exons. The record is from RefSeq and is a predicted model, not a curated record. The coding region runs from base 66 to 1781 and encodes 571 amino acids.